Messenger RNA from Agelaius phoeniceus (red-winged blackbird), 382 nucleotides. RefSeq names its product small muscle protein X-linked (gene SMPX). The record is from RefSeq and is a predicted model, not a curated record. Lineage: Eukaryota; Metazoa; Chordata; Aves; Passeriformes; Icteridae. Gene Ontology annotation, cellular component: M band; costamere; muscle tendon junction.
AUGUCAAAACAACCAGCAUCACAUGUCAAAGCCAUUCAGGCUAAUAUUAACAUCCCAAUGGGAGCAUUUCGACCUGGUGCAGGCCACCCUCAUAUAAGAAAAGAAGUUACACCUGAAGAAGUGGAGGAGAAUGCUCCUGCUUCAACAGAGGAGGAGAAAGAGAAGAAACUGCUCCCAGGAGCUAAGAAACUUCCAGGUCCUGCUGUCAACUUGUCAGAGAUUCAGAACAUAAAGAGUGAGCUGAAAUAUGUCCCCAAAGUUGAACAGUAGCUGGAAGAAUCAGGUCUGACAAGUGAAACUGAAUGGAUUCCAAUGAAUGGAGAAAAUUUCAAAUAUUUUAUAUAUUUGUAUGAAGACUAUGAACUUCCCAACUCUUCAAUAC